Spinacia oleracea (spinach) is the source of this 612-nucleotide messenger RNA. Its product is annotated as protein MHF2 homolog. NCBI's taxonomy places the organism in Eukaryota, Viridiplantae, Streptophyta, Magnoliopsida, Caryophyllales, Amaranthaceae. The coding region runs from base 109 to 417 and encodes 102 amino acids. Gene Ontology annotation, cellular component: FANCM-MHF complex. The transcript has 6 exons. Gene Ontology annotation, biological process: kinetochore assembly; resolution of meiotic recombination intermediates; DNA repair. The record is from RefSeq and is a predicted model, not a curated record.
GUAAAUUAUAUAACAAAAAAAUUGCGUCAAAUUACAAAGACUCAAACAGAGAGAAAAUUAGAGGAGCGCCAUUCCCAGUUUAAUUUUGUGUUCUAUUUGCUCUCGGAAAUGGAGGAGAAUUUCGACCCCGACCUAAUUCACGCCAUUUUCAAGCUCGUUUGGCGCAAAAAAGCUUUCGAGAGAGAAAAGAACGAAGGCAUUGAUACUUUGGACCAUGAGGGAGCAGUUGGGACAACUAAAAAAGUCCGGCCAACAUCUGCAAAUGCAACUGCUGUGAAACUAAGUUGUGAACUCCUCCGAAUCUUCAUUACAGAGGCCAUUCAAAGGGCUGCCGCCAUUGCUGAAGCAGAAGGCGUUAGUCAGAUAGAAGCAACCCAUUUGGAACGAAUUCUUCCACAAUUAUUGUUGGACUUUUAAGGCACUGCAAGACCGUGAUGUCUAUGGUCAAAACACUGCGUGAUGUGGAGUGAGUGAACUUAAGCAUUUGAUAUUCAUACAUGUUAAAAUCAUCAAUACUGUGAGUAUAGUGGAUUAAAUUUGAAACUUCUGCCUUAUGAUACGAGUAUGUUAUAUGACUGAGCUAUAUUCUUUCUAGUAGAGUUUUCCAUUAAA